Corylus avellana is the source of this 1800-nucleotide messenger RNA. RefSeq names its product ATP-dependent protease La (LON) domain protein. Gene Ontology annotation, biological process: protein ubiquitination. Gene Ontology annotation, cellular component: Cul4A-RING E3 ubiquitin ligase complex. Lineage: Eukaryota; Viridiplantae; Streptophyta; Magnoliopsida; Fagales; Betulaceae. The record is from RefSeq and is a predicted model, not a curated record.
AAACGCAAAGUCAAAAUCCAAAGCGCACAGAGAGAGGAAAUGGAUGACCGCAUACUAGCGAGGGAGAGGCACCAGAUGGAACAGAUUCGAGAGCUCGAUCUCGAGGAAUUGCAGGUGGAAGAGGUCGAUGGCCUCCACGACUCAUCCGACGAUGACCUUGGCGCCAUUGACCGUGGCUAUGCUGGCGCUGCCUCAUCUAGUGAAUUUACAUUCAACACCAGUUUGGCUUCGUUACAUAAAUAUCUUGGCGAGGUCGAAGACACACACCAUAGGAUGGCCUUCUUGGAAGGCGGUGCUGUCAUGAACCUCCCACUUUUUUAUCUUGAAGGAGUUGUUUUGUUCCCGGAAGCCACCCUUCCCCUAAGAGUUAUUCAGCCAAAUUUUAUAGCUGCAGUUGAGAGAGCAUUAACCCAAGUUGAUGCUCCUUAUACUAUUGGUGUGGUCCGUGUUCAUAGCGACCCUAAUGAUGGAAGAUUAAGGUUCGCAUCGAUUGGGGCAACAGCAGAGAUUCGACAAUACCGGCGGUUAGAGGAUGGCUCAUUGAAUGUGGUUACUCGUGGCCAGCAGAGAUUUCGUCUAAGGCGACGUUGGGUUGAUGUGGAAGGAGCGCCAUGUGGAGAGGUCCAAAUUAUCCAGGAAGAUCAGCCAUUAAGGACUCCAUGUGAUGCAUUUGGAAAAUUGACACCAUUUAGUAAUCGUCGGAGCCACAAUCUCUCACAUAUGCAGCCUUUAAAUGCUUCUCGUGCGAAAAUGCAUCGAUUUAGGGAUGAGGACAGUGUUUCGGAGUCAAAUUCCGAAGAUAGCUUUGAAAGUGCGCUCUCCCUUGCAGAAAGGAGAAUCCACCAUUCAGCUGUUGAUUCUUGUUAUGGAUGUGAUAUAAUGGAUGAAUCAACAAGCAGUGAUGAUGACAUUUUGUGUGAGUCAGACCUACAAUUAAGAAGGCCUUUCCUAAAUGACUCUAAAUCCAUUGGAUCAUUGCAUGCAGACCACGAGAAACAAAUUGAAAAUGCUGAAUUAGCUUUGGGGAACAGUUCUACAUCAAGAAGGCAAUCUUGCAAAGGAAAAGAGCCUGAUAGGUCUUGGGAAAGAACCAAUUUCAACCAGUUCCGCAGAGUUCCAAGAGCAUUCUGGCCCUUUUGGGUAUACCGUAUGUAUGACUCCUAUUGCCUUGCUGAAAGGGCUGCAGAUUUGUGGAAAAAGAUAGUUGGGGCACCCAGCAUGGAUGGUCUUAUUAGGAGGCCCGAUCUUUUGUCAUUUUAUGUUGCCAGUAAAAUCCCUGUUUCAGUAUCUACAAGGCAGGAGCUUCUGGAGAUUGAUGGGAUUUCAUAUAGAUUGCGAAGGGAAAUUGAGUUGCUUGAGAGCGUCAAUCUUAUUCAAUGUAAACACUGUCAGACUGUAAUCGCCAGGCGGAGUGAUAUGUUGGUCAUGUCUACUGAAGGUCCUCUUGGUGCUUAUGUGAACCCACACGGUUAUGUACAUGAGAUAAUGACUCUCUACAAAGCAAAUGGCUUAGCACUACGGGGGCGACCGCAAUUAGAAUACAGCUGGUUCCCUGGGUAUGCAUGGACAAUCACAAAGUGUGCCACUUGUGAAACCCAAAUGGGGUGGCGAUUUACAGCCACUAACAAGAAGUUGAAGCCCAGAUCGUUUUGGGGCAUUAGGAGUUCCCAAGUUGCAGAUGACAUGCAGUAACACACUGAAAUGUUUAGGUGCUUCUCUGAAUUUUCCAGUCACUAUGUAAUGAGAUUAGUGUGUAUAUGGCUUCGUCUGUCUAUCUUGCUAUUGAUUCCUAUGAUAGCA